Messenger RNA from Effrenium voratum, 754 nucleotides. The record is from the annotation of a GenBank genome assembly. Lineage: Eukaryota; Dinophyceae; Suessiales; Symbiodiniaceae.
CUUUGCUUUGGCUCGCAGGGUUAGAUACAGACCUCUUCGCGAAGCUAGAAGUCUCUCGCAGCCAUGGGAAUCGGCCGUGAUUCCCGGCAUAAGCACUACAAGACCGGUGGCCGCAGCAAGACCUCCAUCAAGAAGCGCAAGUAUGAGAUGGGCCGACCGGCAGUGCCGUGCCGAUUGGGCGCCAAGCGCGUCCGCAGCGUGCGAUGCCGCGGAGGCAACAUGAAGUACCGCGCCUUGAGGCUGGACAGUGGCAAUUACGCAUGGGGCUCCGAGCACGUGACAAAGAAAGUGAGGAUCCUGGACGUUGUCUACAAUUCCACCAGCAACGAGUUGGUCCGAACGAAGACCCUGCUGAAGAACACCAUCGUCCAGAUCGAUGCCCACCCCUUCAUGCAGUGGUACAUGAAGAAGUACGGCGUGGAUGUGGGAAAGAAGAAGAAGGGUGCCCAGAAGGAGGAGAAGAAGGAAGAGAAGGAAGAGGAGGUCAAGAAGAGCCGCCAUGUGAUCUUCAAGCAGAAAGCUCGAGCUGCCAAGCAGAAGUUGGACACCACCUUGGAGGAGCAGUUCCAGAGUGGCCGCUUGUUGGCCUGCAUCGCGUCCCGCCCGGGCCAGUGCGGCCGCGCAGAUGGCUACGUGCUGGAGGGUGAGGAGCUGGCCUUCUACAAGAAGAAGCUCGAGAAGAAGAAGAAGGGCUAGAUGAUUUUUCAUCGCAGCAGCGUCUAGAUGGAGAGUGUACCGGCAAGCAGGGCAUACA